Messenger RNA from Neoarthrinium moseri, 1830 nucleotides. RefSeq lists its product as uncharacterized. Gene Ontology annotation, molecular function: FAD binding; methylenetetrahydrofolate reductase [NAD(P)H] activity. The coding region runs from base 1 to 1830 and encodes 609 amino acids. Gene Ontology annotation, cellular component: cytosol. Gene Ontology annotation, biological process: tetrahydrofolate interconversion. The record is from RefSeq and is a predicted model, not a curated record. NCBI's taxonomy places the organism in Eukaryota, Fungi, Ascomycota, Sordariomycetes, Amphisphaeriales, Apiosporaceae. The transcript is spliced from 2 exons.
AUGCAUAUCAACGAGAUGCUGGCGGACGCCGAGAAGACGGGCCAGCCGUCUUUCUCCUUCGAGUACUUCCCGCCCAAGACCACCCAGGGUGUCCACAACCUGUACGAUCGUAUGGAGCGCAUGUACAACUUUGGCCCCAAGUUCAUCGACAUCACUUGGGGUGCUGGCGGCACCAUUGCCGAGCUCACCUGCGAAAUGGUUGUCCAGGCACAGACCUACUUCGGGCUCGAGACCUGCAUGCACCUUACCUGCACCGAUAUGGGCGAGGGAAAGGUCAAUGACGCUCUGCAGAAGGCUUACAAGGCCGGCUGCACCAAUAUCCUGGCGCUACGAGGAGACCCGCCGAGGGAGAAGGAGAAGUGGACUGCCACGGAGGGUGGCUUUCAGUACGCCAGGGACCUGGUGCAACACAUCCGCAAAAAGUAUGGGAACCACUUCGACAUUGGUGUUGCUGGCUACCCCGAGGGAUGCGACGACAACAGGGACGAGGACCAGCUGCUGGACCAUCUGAAGGAAAAGGUCGACAUGGGUGCCACCUUUAUCGUCACCCAGAUGUUCUACGACGCCGACAACUUUGUCAGAUGGGUAGGCAAGGUGCGAGACAGAGGUAUUACUAUCCCUAUCGUACCCGGUAUCAUGCCAAUUGCCACAUACGCUAGCUUUCUUCGGAGAGCCAAGCACAUGAACUGCAAGAUCCCAGAGCAUUUCAUGGCAGCAUUGGAGCCGGUAAAGAACGACGAUCACGCGGUGCGAGAACUGGGCAAGACCUUGGUCGCUGACAUGUGUCGGAAAAUCCUGGCUGCUGGCAUUGUGCAUCUUCAUUUCUACACCAUGAAUCUUGCCCAGGCUACCCGCAUGGUUCUGGAGGAGCUUGAUUGGAUGCCGACCGACAACCGCCCCAGGAAGCAGGCCCUACCCUGGAAGCAGUCCCUUGGGCUCGGGCGCCGCGAGGAGGAUGUGCGCCCGGCUUUCUGGCGCAACCGCGGAAAGUCGUACGUUACACGAACUCAGGAGUGGGACGAGUUCCCUAACGGCCGUUGGGGUGAUUCUCGCUCUCCCGCCUUUGGAGAGCUCGAUGCCUACGGGAUCGGUCUUACUGGCACGAACGAGUCGAACCGGAAGAAAUGGGGAGAGCCAAAAUCAAUUCAAGAUAUCGCCAGCCUCUUUGUUCGAUACGUCGAACAGGAUCUCGAUUCACUACCGUGGAGCGAAGCCCCACUCACCAGCGAAGCCGACUCCAUCAAGCAGGACCUUAUUGAUCUAAACAAGCGCGGACUUUUGACAAUCAACUCACAACCUGCUGUCAACGGUGUCAAGUCUAACCACCCUGUCCAUGGAUGGGGCCCGCCCAACGGAUAUGUCUAUCAGAAGGCCUACCUCGAGCUCCUUGUCUCCCCCGAGGUCCUCCAACAGAUCUUGCCGCGCAUUCAUGAUCACCCCGACCUUUCCUACUACGCGGUGACAAAGACUGGGUCUCUGAAGACAAACGCGCCAUCUGAAGGCCCUAACGCCGUUACCUGGGGUGUUUUCCCGGGCAAGGAGAUCGUGCAGCCUACCAUCGUCGAGAGCAUCAGCUUCCUCGCGUGGAAGGAUGAGGCUUUCCGAUUGGGAGUCGACUGGGCGCACUGCCACGAGUCUGGCACGCCCAGCCGGGCCUUGAUUGACGAGAUCAUGAAUGAUUGGUAUCUGAUCAACAUUGUAAACAACGAUUUCCACCAACCACGAACGAUUUUUGAACUUUUUCAGGGUCUUACGGUAAAGGGUCUCAAUGAAGAGGUUAUUGUGCCUCCUACCGAGACAAACGGCGUUCAAGCAGAGGCGCUGGAUUAG